CUGAGACAUCAACAGCCAGAAGAAUAAGCGGCGGCUCCAUUUUGCUAUGUUCCCAUCUCGAUUUUAAAAAAAAGAUUUACUUUAAUAUUGUUUUUACGAUGUCAGCUACCGAUAAAAAUACUCUAGCUGCCUAUUUUAAAAACGGUGGAGUUCGGUCGUUUUCAUUGUAAGCGGUUACAUUGUGGUGUUCGCGUUCAUGAACGUGCCAUUCACCGAAACUCCAUUUAUAACAUUGUAGCUCCUGAAAAACGACGUUGCAUUGGCCAACGUUACAGAUCUGAUUCAUGUCAUGUCAGCAGGGCGGAAUGCGGACGUGCGGGAGCUGCAGAUCCCCCUCCAGCAUCGCUCUCCCUCCCUGGCUGCUCUCUCUCUGGCCCAGCGCCCCUGGCCCAGCGACCCCGAGGCAGGCUUCUUACCCCAGCACGGGGGCUUCUGGGACCACUUCAUAGCCACCCCAGAGCCCAAAUACUGCUGUGAGGCCUGCAGGCUAGUGCUCUGCAACCCCAGGCAGACAGAGUGUGGACACCGCUUCUGUGAAACCUGCAUCUCCGAGCAGCUAAGCAAACCAAAUCCAGUAUGUCCAGCAGAUAUGGAGCCGCUGUUCAAAGACAAGAUCUUCCGUGAUGUGUGCUGCCAUAGAGAGAUCAUGGCUCUGAGAGUGUACUGCAGGAGUGAGAAGAAUGGCUGUAAGGAGCAGAUGAGUCUACAUCAGGUCAUGGAUCAUUUGAAUGUGUGUCCGUAUUUUGAGGUGCCAUGCCCUUUAGGAAAGUGCAAAGAGAAGAUGAUGCGCAAAGACAUUCCUGAGCACUUGAGUUGGAAAUGUAAACACAGAGAGACCACCUGUGAAUUCUGCAUGCACAAGAUGGCCAUGACUGAAUUACAGAAACACAAAGAAACCGUUUGUCCUUCAUUUCCGGUGGCCUGCCCCAAUCAUUGUACUUUUCCCUCCAUCUUACGGAGCGAGCUGACAAGUCAUCAACAUGAGUGCCCCAAGGCUCAUGUCACCUGCUCCUUUAUCCGCUUUGGAUGCAAUUUCAAGGGUCUCAAUCAAGACAUGAGGGAUCAUGAAUCUAGCUUUGCUUCUGAACAUCUGCGUCUGAUGGCAACCAGGAACACUACGCUGGAGGCCAAGAUGGAGGAUGUUAAAGGAGAGCUUCUGGAGCGGUACAAGGUUUUGCCAGGCCUAAGCAGCCGUCUGUCUGAAACAGAGUCUCAGUACGAGGAGAUGAGGGAGAAUAACAGACAGCUGGAGCAGAAGCUCACUACCAUGCAGAACUUGAUGAGUUCCCACUCUGAGAAGCUUUUGGAGAUGGAGCUGGAGCUGAGGUCUCUGAGGACCAUCCGAGAGGAGGUGGAAACACUACGAGGCACCGUGGAGAGCAUUCGUUCCAGGGUUGCAUCGCUAGAGGGAGGAAGGGGCGGGGCCAUCCCAGCCACACACACACUAGGUUCUUUAGAGACACAGCUCUCCCGUCAGGACGACAUGCUGAGUGUCCACGAGAUCCGCUUGGCCGACAUGGACCUGCGCUUCCAGGUCCUAGAGACGGCCUCCUUCAAUGGGACGCUCAUCUGGAAGAUCCGUGACUACAAGCGGCGGAAACAAGAAGCCGUGGCGUCAAAGACCCUGUCUCUCUACAGCCAGCCUUUCUACACUGGCUACUUUGGCUACAAGAUGUGUGCCCGGGUCUACCUGAACGGAGACGGCAUGGGGAAAGGAACCCACCUGUCUCUGUUCUUUGUGGUGAUGCGUGGCGAGUACGAUGCCCUGCUGCUCUGGCCCUUUAAGCAGAAGGUGACUCUGAUGCUGAUGGACCAGGGCCCAGCCAGGAAGCACCUAGGGGAUGCCUUCAAACCAGACCCCAACAGCAGCAGCUUCAGACGACCCACGGCAGAGAUGAACAUAGCCUCGGGCUGCCCGCUGUUCGUGGCCCAGACUGUGCUGGAGAACGGUACUUACAUCAAGGAUGAUACCAUCUUCAUUAAGGUCACAGUGGACACAUCUGACCUCCCUGACCCUUGACCCCUGGUCUGUAGAGAACAGCAGAUGUAUCUGGAUUAUGUGAGAGAGAUUGCAAAAGAUGGAAUGGAGAGAGCAGAAAGAAGGAUGGAGAACAAGAAAAGAACAGAAGUCAGAAGAGUAAGGUUUCUUUGCAGAUCUCAAGGUGCAGCCUAAGCCUGCAGAAAGAGCUGGGUGGACCUCAGAGCAGUUGCCUUUGGUGCCUGUGUUGCUCACCAGAUAGGUGAGAGAAGGAAGUGGUUCUUUUUCAACCAGGCUGAAUGUUAAAAAGUCUAAAGAAUGCCUAUAUUACUCACAGCAGGGAGAGGUAUAAAUGGCAAUGGAUAGUGGAUCAUUCUAACCCAAGUUAUCAGGAUGCAACCAUCAUCAAACUACAUGAACCCAGUAUGUAUGUAUGUAUUUAUGUAUAGCAAUCUACCAGAACUAAAAAUCAUAUAGAAUGGAGAUAGUGAAUAUAUUUCAGUAGACAUUAAUCAUUUCUGCCUUGAAGAACAUGGGACAGUGCAUCAUCCAACACAAGUCGAGGUGUGGAAAUAGUUGGGCACGGGACAACUAUCUUCUGUAAUAUCAAAUAUCUCUGAGAACUCAUUACUUGACUUUGAUGAAACAUGUCUACAUUAAAGCCAGAAGAUACAAUCCCACAUUACAUGUUGAAUAAGGAGAUACAAUGCAAUAUGUGGUUGUGUAUGUUGUUUGCAUUGCUGGUGAAGUUUGGUUGUAUUAUUACAUUGUUAAAGUACAGAAUGUAACGUACAGUAUGUAUGUUUCUAGUCUUGUGAUUGUGUUGGAGAAAGUUGUUGAUUGACAAGAUUUUAUUAACAGGUGUUGUGUGAGCAGCAGGGUGUGUCUUGUGUGCAGGCUACAGCCUGUCUCUUAUUUCAGAUUUGGUUUUAGUGGACCUGGUCUGCAUCUGAAAUGGCAUCCUGCUACCUAUAUUGUGCACUACUGUUGGCCAGAGCUGUACAAAAGUAGUGCACUAUAUAGGGAUUCGGGUGCCAUUUCAGACACAGACAAAGAUGGCACAAAGGAAUGGAUACACACCGGUACAGCAAUGCCACUGUCUCGCGGAGUUAAGAAUAAGACUUUCAUUUUGAAGAUCUAUAAAGAUCUGUAAAUUACUUCUAUACUGCUUUUUGUAACUUACACAUUGUUUUGUAAUGUUCAGAACAGAUGCUGUGCAUCAUAUUUUUUUUGUAACAGUUGGGAAAACAAAAUGCCUCAUUAAAACUCCAACCAUGUUGAUUGAGCUGAGACAUAAAGUGACAGUGACUUGUUUUCAUGAUGGUUGGUGGAGAAUGUUAUUUGCACAAGUUAUGUUUGAAUGUGUAUUAAUAAAAUUGUUAAACAAAACUUGAA
Messenger RNA from Salvelinus namaycush (lake trout), 3373 nucleotides. RefSeq names its product TNF receptor-associated factor 3-like. Gene Ontology annotation, molecular function: tumor necrosis factor receptor binding; zinc ion binding. Gene Ontology annotation, cellular component: plasma membrane signaling receptor complex. Gene Ontology annotation, biological process: Toll signaling pathway; regulation of apoptotic process; protein K63-linked ubiquitination. The transcript is spliced from 11 exons. The record is from RefSeq and is a predicted model, not a curated record. Bases 290 to 2020 code for a protein of 576 amino acids. Lineage: Eukaryota; Metazoa; Chordata; Actinopteri; Salmoniformes; Salmonidae.